AUGAAGUCGGGUCCGGGAGCUGCUACAGGCUCUCAUGCCUCAGCCGGCUCGUCGGGCUCUCCUGCCUCAGCCGGAUCGCCGGGCUCCCCUGACUCACCCGGCUCGUCGGGCUCUCCUGCCUCAGCCGGAUCGCCGGGCUCCCCUGCCUCAGCCGGCUCGUCGGGCUCUCCUGCCUCAGCCGGAUCGCCGGGCUCCCCUGACUCAGCCGGAUCGCCGGGCUCCCCUGCCUCAGCCGGAUCGCAAGGCUCCCCUGCCUCAGCCGGAUCGCCGGGCUCCCCUGCCUCAGCCGGAUCGCCGGGCUCCCCUGACUCAGCCGGAUCGCCGGGCUCCCCUGACUCAGCCGGAUCGCCGGGCUCCCCUGCCUCAGCCGGCUCGCCGGGCUCUCCUGCCUCAGCCGGAUCGCCGGGCUCCCCUGCCUCAGCCGGCUCCCUGCCUCAGCCGGAUCGCCUCCCCUGCCUCAGCCGCUCCCUGCCUCAGCCGGAUCGCCGGGCUCCCCUGACUCAGCCGGAUCGCUCCCCUGCCUCAGCCGGAUCCCUGCCUCAGCCGGAUCGCCUGACUCAGCUCCCGGACUCCCCUGCCUCAGCCGGAUCGCCGGGCUCCCCUGACUCAGCCGGAUCGCCGGGCUCCCCUGACUCAGCCGGAUCGCCGGGCUCCCCUGACUCAGCCGGAUCGCCCGGCUCCACUGCCUCAGCCGGCUUGUCGGGCUUUCAUGCCUCUGCCUGA
Molecule: messenger RNA, 723 nt
Organism: Oncorhynchus nerka (sockeye salmon)
Lineage: Eukaryota; Metazoa; Chordata; Actinopteri; Salmoniformes; Salmonidae
Product: cuticle collagen 13-like
Exons: 1
Coding region: 1-723 (240 amino acids)
Biological process (GO): collagen-activated tyrosine kinase receptor signaling pathway; glomerular basement membrane development
Cellular component (GO): collagen type IV trimer
Molecular function (GO): extracellular matrix structural constituent conferring tensile strength
Source: RefSeq, a predicted model, not a curated record